Messenger RNA from Ogataea philodendri, 1512 nucleotides. RefSeq lists its product as uncharacterized. Bases 1 to 1512 code for a protein of 503 amino acids. Gene Ontology annotation, biological process: proton motive force-driven mitochondrial ATP synthesis; proton transmembrane transport. The transcript has 2 exons. The record is from RefSeq and is a predicted model, not a curated record. Gene Ontology annotation, molecular function: ATP hydrolysis activity; proton-transporting ATP synthase activity, rotational mechanism; ATP binding. NCBI's taxonomy places the organism in Eukaryota, Fungi, Ascomycota, Pichiomycetes, Pichiales, Pichiaceae.
AUGGUUGCUAGAUUGUUUUCCGUCACCAAGAGAGCUACUCUGAAGGCUGCCAGAGCCAAUUUGGCCCUUCACAGAUCCUUGGCAACUGCCGGCCCAGCCUCUGGUAAGAUCAGAGCUGUUAUCGGUGCCGUUGUCGACGUCCAGUUCGAACAAGGUGAAUUGCCAGCUAUUUUGAAUGCAUUGACCAUCGACCAAGGUAACAACCAAAAGUUGGUCUUGGAGGUCGCCCAACACUUGGGUGAGAACGCCGUCAGAGCUAUUGCUAUGGAUGGUACUGAGGGUCUCGUUAGAGGUCAAACCGUCCUUGACACUGGUUCUCCAAUUUCCGUCCCUGUCGGAAGAGGUACUUUGGGUAGAAUCAUCAACGUUGUUGGUGAGCCUAUUGACGAGAGAGGUCCAAUUGAGUGCAAGCAAAGAAACCCAAUCCACACUGACCCACCAGCUUUUGUUGAGCAGUCUACUGCUGCUGAAAUCUUGGAGACUGGUAUCAAGGUUGUGGACUUGCUUGCCCCAUACGCAAGAGGUGGUAAGAUUGGAUUGUUCGGUGGUGCCGGUGUCGGUAAGACCGUUUUCAUUCAAGAGUUGAUUAACAACAUUGCCAAGGCUCACGGUGGUUUCUCCGUUUUCACUGGUGUGGGUGAGAGAACCAGAGAAGGUAACGACUUGUACCGUGAAAUGAAGGAGACUGGUGUCAUCAACUUGGAGGGUGACUCUAAGGUCGCCUUGGUGUUCGGUCAAAUGAACGAGCCACCUGGAGCUAGAGCCAGAGUUGCUCUUACUGGUUUGACCAUUGCCGAGUACUUCAGAGAUGAAGAAGGUCAAGAUGUGUUGUUGUUCGUUGACAACAUUUUCAGAUUCACUCAAGCUGGUUCUGAAGUGUCUGCUUUGUUGGGUCGUAUUCCUUCUGCCGUCGGUUACCAACCAACUUUGGCCACUGAUAUGGGUUUGUUGCAAGAGAGAAUUACCACCACUAGAAAGGGUUCCGUUACCUCCGUCCAGGCCGUUUACGUGCCAGCCGAUGAUUUGACUGAUCCUGCUCCAGCUACUACCUUCGCCCACUUGGACGCUACCACUGUGUUGUCCAGAGGUAUCUCUGAGUUGGGUAUCUACCCAGCUGUGGACCCAUUGGACUCCAGAUCUAGAUUGCUUGAUGUUGCCGUUGUUGGCCAAGAGCACUACGAUGUUGCCACCAACGUCCAGGAGACCCUGCAGGCUUACAAGUCUCUCCAAGAUAUCAUUGCUAUUUUGGGUAUGGAUGAGUUGUCUGAACAGGACAAGUUGACUGUUGAGAGAGCUAGAAAGAUCCAGAGAUUCUUGUCUCAACCAUUUGCCGUUGCUGAGGUUUUCACUGGUAUUGAGGGUAGAUUGGUCAGAUUGAAGGACACUGUUGCUUCUUUCAAGGCUGUCUUGGAAGGAAAGUACGACCACUUGCCUGAAAACGCAUUCUACAUGGUUGGUGGUAUUGAAGAUGUCGUUGCCAAGGCCGAGAAGAUUGCUUCCGAGACCAACUAG